UAUUACAGACAACUUGUGGGCCGAAUUUUACUGGAAAUAUUUCGUGGCGCAGUAGACAACGGAACGGAUUUAAAUGUCGCGGAAGUAAUGCAACCAGUUCACAAAUUAGUAAACGAUACAGAUUCAGCAGUGAGACUGGAAUUGGUUGAUCAGCUGCCCCAUGUCGCUAUGAUUUGUCAAGAAGCGCCGGAUAGAUUCGGAAAUGUUUUGUCGAACCAUCUUAUUCAUAUUAUUGUGCGACAAUCAACUCACAAUGCGCUGUUGGCACUAAUCGAACGCGGCCUCCUGGACAAGCAUUCCGUGGAACAUGUCGUAGCACCAACACUCUUGAUGAUGGGCGCCCAGCCAGCAAAACUGGAGUUCAUUAACUUUGCAAUCGAUGGAAUGAGCAAAGUUGCGUCCUUACUUGAUCCCGAGACUGCUGAAAGACUUUUUUUAGAGCGCUACUUAUCGCUAUGCACUGAUGUUAAUUUUUUUAUACGUAAAUUAUGUGCGAUACAUUUUGGGGAAUUUUCAACCUCGAUGACUAAAGAAACUAUGUAUGAAAAAAUGUUGCCGAUGUAUGUAAAUUUAUGCAAGGACUCGGUGUGGACAGUAAGAAAAUCUUGCGCAGAAGUGAUAGUAUCAAUAGCCUGCUGUGUCCCAGUAGAAUUACGACGCACAACUUUGUCUGAUAUAUUAGCUAGUCACCUAGAAGAUGAAUCCAAGUGGGUUAGACUGUCAGCCUAUCAAAUGCUCGGCCCUUUUAUAUCGACAUUUGCUAAGAAAUUUACUGGAAUCGCGUACAAUCACUACGGGGAACUCAUACUCACAGACCAGCAUGGUACUGAGCUCAGGUAUAACAUGAUAUCUUUUGCCGGUUCGAUUGAUUCAUCGAUGUCCUGCAAAGCAUCAUCAGACGAAGAUUAUGAGCAGGACAACGAAAUGUUGAACAACUCUGGGUCCAAGAAUAGUAACAAUUCCAUGUUUGUUGAGUCGAAAACAGUAACAACUCGCAGAACAUCAAGAAGUGGCUACAGAGCCUCGAAAGUCGAUACGCUUAAUAAAUUUUAUGACGAAUUUCAGAAGCAUCACCAGAGUAUAGAAGACAACUCUUUGUUGAAUGAGUCUUCUAAGAACCUGUGGAACAGUAUGGUUUCUUUGAAUGAGCCCACUGUUUACGACGACCUGGUGCCCGAAGAACAUCAUCAGUUUAAUUCAUUUCUCUACUACUACAUACCACCGCCGGAUUUACCUCUUUUAGACGGUGAUCUCAUACAACCGAGCAAUGAUUCAUCUGCCGAAGAUAAUUCAAUACAUCCAGAUAAAUCACCCAAAGAGUCUGCGGAUGAUAGAACGGAGUUGGUUAAUAAUUCUGACAGUAAUACGCAGGUUGAAGUCACAGUCGAAGAUUCAUCGGCUGACGCAAAACAGCGCAGUUUUAUCAGAAAGCAUUCGUCUGAUGACAAUCACCAGACAAUUGUUCCCCAGGAAUUGAUUAAUUUAUUCGUCUCAAUGGCAGAUCCCGAGGCAUGGUGGAAUUUAAAGUGGAACAGCGCUGAAAUUCCUCGUUUUUGCGCGUUUUAUUUUCCGGCUGUCGUGCUGACUUUGGGAAAAGAAAACUGGCCUAUGCUUAAAACAGCGUACGGAUAUUUGUCAGACGCUCGUGAGUACAAAGUACGUCGGACUAUGGCCUCGAGUAUUCACGAGGUGGCGAUUAUUUUGGGUGAAGAAUUAGCGGCGCAAGAUUUGCUUCCGAUAUACGACGGGUUUAUAAAAGACUUGGAUGAAGUUAGAAUAGGUGCUCUUAAACAUCUAGCGACCUUUUUAAAAGUUCUAAAGCCGGCAGAUCGCUGUCACUUCUUGCCGCGCCUCCAGGCAUUCCUGUCGAUCGACAACGAUGGAAAUUGGCGGUUUCGCGAGGAAGUUGCUUGUCGUCUGCUUGAAGCAGUGACACUCUACACCCCUCAGGAUGUUGCUAAACACAUUGCGCCUCUGUCGUUCCCUCUGCUGGUGGACAAAGUUGCCGCCGUAAGACAAAUGGCUCUGGAGCUUGUUACCCAGAUAGUUUCAUACUUGUCCAGCGACGAGACUUUGGUGACGACAAUAAUUCAACAGUUGGAGGAGAUGCUGACUGCUAAUUCGAGUCGAUGGACUUGCAGACAAACGUUCGCAUUACUCUGUGCCUCAUUGAUCAGCAAGGACGCCAUCAGCGGCGAAAGAUUUGCCAAUGAAUUGCUGCCGUCUCUUUUAGAAUUAUCCACAGAUGUAGUGCCUAAUGUCAGACUUGCUGUUGUAAGGACUCUGACGACGCAAGUUGUUAAUAUAAGCAAUAUUCUCAGUGAGGAGCAGGUUAAACAGAUUAAUGAUAAGGUGCGAAAUUUUCGACAAGACCCCGAUCGCGAUGUCAGAGCACUUGCCGGCGGCAGUGUAGGAAAAUACCAGGCAUGCAAG
Messenger RNA from Cotesia congregata, 2433 nucleotides. NCBI's taxonomy places the organism in Eukaryota, Metazoa, Arthropoda, Insecta, Hymenoptera, Braconidae. The record is from the annotation of a GenBank genome assembly.